AUGAGCCUAAAUAUAUUCAGCGGCCGGUUUCGUCCAAAACCUCUGCCAGGAACUGCCUUGUACUCAGCUACUACCAACAAAUCCGGACCUAUCCUUAAAUAUGAUGACCAAUCCGGCAACCUUUUCACAGAAGAGACCUUCACAACCCCUUCUGCUGCCCUAUCUAUAUUUGAAAAACCGACUUUCUCCGAGAGAAGGGCCCUGUUCCUCAAGUACCGCCGUACAAACCCUGAAAAACAAGAAGGCACACUCUUCAACCUGUGUCGUAUGUCCCUUCUGCAACAUGUCGAAUCUCUGACGCCAGAUGUGCUUAUCGACCUUCCAUGGCACUACGGGAAGAUAAUAUGGGACGACAUAAUCCACGCUACUGCGGACUCAUACACAAUAUUCCGGAAUUUCUGCGAAGUCUACGGCCAUGAACUCGAUUUUCACCCAGGGAAUCGGGAACUCUGUAACACUAGCACUAAAAUUCCAGCAUCACGACAUUUGAGGAUAGCAAUGUCAGAGAGCACACCUUGGAUACCACACUAUAUACCCUAUCUAGCGUCCCCUUCGGCAUCCUGGCUUGUUAACCUUACAAUAAAAGGUGGAUUUGACUUCUGGGAACUGACAGAACUCAACGGUCUGCGAAAUCUAGUCUGCUUAACCUUAGAAUUCCCACCCGCGAAUAGUGGCUAUAAUGCUCUCGGCAGAGUUUUCAAAAACUGGGUAACGAACAAAACUAACUUUAAUAAUCUACGCGUCCUACGACUGAUGAAUAUAUUGGAUACGGUUGUUUCUGGCGAGGCGAAGAUAUUGGCCAAUUUAAACAGUUUACCAGGCUUGAAGGUAGUCGAACUGAGGAUAGUCGAUCGAUACAUAAGGGUGCCAAUAUACCGGUGUGAAUACCUCAAGAAGAAAGACUUCGGAAUUGGGCAGAAGACUGGCUGGGCGGCAUUCUGUGGUGACGCUGCGUGUCCAGAAUGCUUGACCGCACUACGGCGAAACGCUGACCUAGCAAAUGUUGCUCUAUCGAAAGUACCCUGGGCAGGCUCGGAUGCUUUCAAGAGGAUGCAUAAAGUCGCCGAAUGGAUUAUUAUGAAAGAGAGGAUGGCAGAGGGUAAAAGAAGGGUGAUGCUAGAUGUGUCACCGAGCCCCAAUGCCGAAAAGGUCGGCGGCUGGGUAUAUUUCUACAGAGAAGAGACCGGCCCUCGCCCGAUAGAGGCAGUUUCUGAACCUAACGGGGGGAAGAAAAGACCUUUAUCAGAGAUUAAUACACAGGGCGAAGAGAAACUAAGCACUCCGCCUAAACGCCAAAGUUUAAACAAGACCUACAAAGCCAAAGCUAGCAAAAGACGAGAUAUAGGGUCACUUCUUAGUUCAUUCAACUAA
This is a messenger RNA of Orbilia oligospora ATCC 24927, 1371 nucleotides long. RefSeq lists its product as uncharacterized. The record is from RefSeq and is a predicted model, not a curated record. Lineage: Eukaryota; Fungi; Ascomycota; Orbiliomycetes; Orbiliales; Orbiliaceae. The coding region runs from base 1 to 1371 and encodes 456 amino acids. The transcript has a single exon.